CUCGCCGUGACGUCACACAGGGCGCCGGGAAAUGGCUGCCGGGCUCCUACGUCAUUCGGUCGCGCAGAGUUUGGCCGUUGCUGUACAGUUGCUGGGAGGAGGCGAGAAGUGAGGUAGCUGGGGCAAAGACCAUGCAGGACAGCGAGAGGUUUCCUGGGCAGCAGAGGCCGCUGGGCUGGCGAUGAAAGAAGCAGGGCAGAUGCAAAAUCUGGAGAGCGAGGGGGCCGGACGGUCAGUCAGCACCCAGACUGGCAGCAUGACCGGUGAAAUACCAAGGCUUUCUAAAGUCAACCUUUUCACUCUGCUCAGUCUCUGGAUGGAGCUCUUCCCAGCAGUCAAAAGUCAAAGACGAAAGUCUCAGGAAAGGGAGGAAGGAAAGCAUGGACCCUUAGGAGAUAAUGAAGAGAUGGCCAGAGUAUCUACUGACAAAAAACAGGUGAAGAGAACUGGUCUUGUGGUGGUGAAAAACAUGAAAAUUGUUGGUCUCCACUGUUCAAGUGAAGAUUUACAUGCUGGGAAAAUUGCUCUGAUAAAACAUGGGUCAAGGUUGAAAAACUGUGAUCUUUAUUUUUCCAGAAAACCAUGUUCUGCUUGUUUGAAAAUGAUUGUAAAUGCUGGAGUUAACCGAAUUUCAUAUUGGCCUGCUGAUCCAGAAAUAAGCUUGCUUACUGAGGCUUCUAGUUCUGAAGAUGCAAAGUUAGAUGCCAAAGCAGUGGAAAGAUUGAAGUCAAACAGUCGGGCCCAUGUGUGUGUCUUACUUCAGCCUUUGGUGUGUUACAUGGUGCAGUUUGUAGAGGAGACCUCUUACAAAUGUGACUUUAUUCAAAAAAUUUCAAAAACAUUGCCGGACACUACCAUUGACUUUUAUUCUGAAUGUAAACAAGAAAGAAUAAAAGAAUAUGAAAUGAUAUUUUUGGUUUCCAGAGAAGAAAUGCAUAAGCAGAUACUGAUGACUAUAGGUUUGGAGAACCUGUGUGAAAAUCCAUACUUUAGCAAUCUAAGACAAAACAUGAAAGACCUUAUCCUACUUUUGGCCACAGUAGCUUCCAGUGUGCCCAACUUUAAACACUACGGAUUUUAUUGUAGCAAUACCGAACAGAUUAAUGAAAUUCACAAUCAGAGUUUGCCGCAAGAAAUUGCAAGGCACUGCAUGAUUCAGGCCAGGUUAUUGGCAUAUCGAACUGAGGAUCAUAAAACAGGAGUUGGAGCAGUCAUCUGGGCAGAAGGAAAAUCUAGAAGUUGUGAUGGAACAGGAGCAAUGUACUUCAUAGGAUGUGGUUAUAAUGCUUUUCCUGUUGGAUCUGAGUAUGCUGACUUCCCGCACAUGGAUGACAAACAGAAAGACAGAGAAAUAAGGAAAUUCAGAUACAUUGUACACGCAGAACAGAAUGCCUUGACGUUUAGAUGUCAAGAGAUAAAACCAGAAGAAAGAAGUAUGAUUUUUGUGACAAAGUGCCCGUGUGAUGAAUGUGUACCUUUAAUUAAAGGUGCGGGCAUAAAACAAAUCUAUGCAGGGGAUGUAGAUGUUGGAAAAAAGAAGGCAGACAUCUCUUACAUGAGAUUUGGGGAACUUGAAGGUGUUAGCAAAUUUACAUGGCAACUGAAUCCAUCAGGAACUUGUGUUCUUGAGCAAAAGGAGCCUGAAAGCAGAGAGAAUGGUGUGUUGGGACCCAUACCCCGGGAUGAAGAACAGCACCAAAACAAGAAGCUGCGUCUUGCAAACCACUAAGUAGUCUUGUCUAAACUGGGGUGAAGGCCUCAAGAAUUUUUAUUGCACUUUUAAAAUCCAGCCUUGUUAACUCAGAAAAUAAGAAUGGAUUUUGGAUAUAAUUGAAAAAAUUUUUUAAAGAAAGCUAAUUUAUUACUAACAUAUGAAUGAUAUUAAUGAGAAUAUUUUUAUUUUAGAUUUGUGUGUUUUCCAGAGUAUAGUGGUGUGUUUUUUUAUUACACUGAAUGAGGUAUCAAUAAUUUAAUGAGACCAGUUCAAUCGGCCAUACAGAUUGAUUUCUCCUUGUCUUAGCUUUACAUUAACCAGUUUGAAAGGGGCUGGUUUAUUGGAGGGCACAUCUCAGCAAAGAAUUACAUACCUUUUCAGAAAUAUUAAAUCUUUUUAAAAUAAAUUUAUUUUAUUUAUUUAUUAUUUUUGGCUGCGUUGGGUCUUCGUUGCUGCACGCGGGAUCUCUAGUUGCGGCGAGCAGGGGCUACUCUUCGUUGCGGUGCACGGGCUUCUCAUUGCGGUGGCUUCUCUUAUUGCAGAGCACGGGCUCUAGGCGCGCGGGCUUUGGUACUUGUGGCUCACAGGCUCUAGAGCGAAGGCUCAGUAGUUGUGGCACACGGGCUUAGUUGCUCCGCGGCAUGUGGGAUCUUCCCGGACCAGGGCUUGAACCCAUGUCCCCUGCAUUGGCAGGCAGAUUCUUAACCACUGCUUCUAGGGAAGCCCAGAAAUAUUAAUUCUUUUGGAUUAUGAAGGUGAUAAUUAGUAACUACUCCAGGAAAAUAAACGGCAACCUGGCCAUUUUUAAGUCAGUGUAUGGUUCACCAAAAGUUCCCAUUUAUACUCAAAGCUUUCUAAUAAUCAGAAUUUACUUAAUUAGGAUUGAGUCAUAAAAAUGAAGUUGGGGGCUUCCCUGGUGGCGCAGUGGUUGCGCGUCCGCCUGCCGAUGCAGGGGAACCGGGUUCGCGCCCCGGUCUGGGAGGAUCCCACAUGCCGCGGAGCGGCUGGGCCCGUGAGCCAUGGCCGCUGAGCCUGCGCGUCCGGAGCCUGUGCUCCGCAACGGGAGAGGCCGCAACAGAGGGAGGCCCGCAUACCACAAAAAAAAAAAAAAAAAAAAAAAAAAAAUGAAGUUGGUGGACCUGGUCUCCAUUAUAAAAGUAUAUUCCUAACAAGGUUAUUAAUUUUUCUUCAGUCUUUCGAUAUGUAGAAAUCACAAUCAUUUGUUGGACUAGGGUGUUUUUAUAUCACUGAUUUUGGGUAGCAAAAGGAAGAGAAUAUAAUUCUGAGACAGUAUUACUAUUUGAUAUCACUGACUCUUGAAACCACUAACAACAAACUUCAAAUUUGGUUAUGAUGUUAAAGAGAAGAAAUAUUUUAGUCUGGAAUACUGAACUAGCCUUUUUCAAGUUCCAUUCAUAAAUGCUGCCCAUUAUUCCCUCCAUAUAAUUAGCACAGAAUGUCUCAUGGCUUUGAAUGGAAAGCCUUAUAAAAACAUUUGCAAACCUUAAGAAUACUGAAAGUCUUGAAAGUAAACAUUAUGGUCAGUUCAGUUAUUUUCCAAAUUGCUCUUCGUGAGUCCUCUCACUUUUAUUUGCUGAGAAACUUUCAGAAAAUUAGCCCAAAGAUGAAGGUACAUGUUUUCUACUUUCCUAGAGUUAGAGAGGGAUUUGCAUGGCCUGUGGCCUGCAGGCCUGGGGUGUGACAUGCUGAGGCAUGACUGCCCUGGCUAUAUGUGGGGAAUCAGGUUUGCCUCUGCUGUUGCCCCCUUUCUUUCCAGGGCAUCACAUAUCAUCACAAGGCCUCCUAUCAGUUUCUCAGAAUUUUACACAGGACAAUCCACAUGUUGACCGAUGUCCCUGCUUGGACAGCAGUGUGCUUAUUAGGUCCUCCGUUGAGAACCUGGCAGUUGAGAACUGCUGUAAACAUUUCACCACAGAUAUAGGACAUGGAAUAGAGAGGGAUGGGAGGAAAGAUGCCUUUAGAGGUAACUAAGGCUAAUUUGAAAACCAGUGGUUAAGCUAUUCUUUAACAUUUAUCGAUAUUAAAUAUUGAGAUUUGCUUACAUUAUGCUUAAGUUCAUCUUAUUUUUUUUAAAAUAAAUUUAUUUAUUUAUUUAUUUUUGGCUGCCUUGGAUCUUCGUUGCUGUGCGCGGGCUUUCUUUAGUUGCGGCAAGCGGGGGCUACUCUUCCAUGCGGAGCACGGGCUUCUCAUUGCGGUGGCUUCUUGUUGCGGAGCACGGGCUCUAGGUGCAUGGGCUUCAGUAGUUGUGGCAUGCAGGCUCAGUAGUUGUGGCUCACAGGCUCUAGAGCGCAGGCUCAGUAGUUGUGGCACACGGGCUUAGUCGCUCCGUGGCAUGUGGGAUCUUCCUGGGCCAGGUCUUGAACCUGUGUCCCCUGCAUUGGCAGGCAGAUUCUUAACCACCGUGCCACCAGGGAGGCCCAAGUUCAUCCUAUAUGAUGUGUUGUUUUCAACUGAUAUGUCAAGCUACAUCAACUAUUUUGUAAAUCAAUCAGCAAAUGUUUUGCCAGUUUUGUGGAUUUAUGUGUUGGACAUAGUGGGGAAUAUCGGAAGGGAGAAACAUACAAAUGGGAAGAGCUAUGAUUAGGAAAUGGAAAACUGGUUAUUUCUGUAGCACUAUUAAAAUGGUCAUGAUAAUGCCAUAUUUCCUUCUGUACAACUGGCCAGAUUUCAACAUUUAUUGAUAGUUUACCAUGUAGUACCAGAAGGAAAGCUCUUUGAGUGCAGGGAUGUGUGUAUGUGUGUGUGUGUGUGUGUGUGUGUGUGCACGUGUGUGUUUAAACUGCCGAAUCCAGUGCCUACAACAGUGUCUGGCACAUAACAGGCAUUCAAUAAAUAUUUGUUGAUAGACUGAAUGACUGCUAGACUCUGGCUAGACCCUGUAGAUGAGAUGUGUAAGAAAUGCGUCCUGACCUCAAGAAGCUCACAGUCUAGUGGAAGAUGCAGGCGUGAAAUCAAGCAAUAGAGUGAUUCUCAGAAGGGGGUCCCUGGACCAGCAGCAUUAGCCUCCCCUGGGGACUCAUUAGAAGUGCAAGUUCUCAGGCCCACCCAAACCUACUGAGUCAGAAACUCUGGGGGCGGGGCCCAGCAUUCCCUCCAGGUGAUUCUGAUGACCCUCAAGGUUGAGAACCGCCAUGUGGAUGUAACUGUAGGAACAGUGGUGGCACAAAAGAGGACAAGCAUAUACUCUGGUGAGUCAUGGAGAAAGGGUCUUGUAGAAGUGGAGGUCCUGAAGGGGCUACAGGGUGUUGCCAAGCAAACAGUGGGGGUGAGAUGAACUUCUGGGAGAAAGUAGUGGAGAUAGAUGGUCACACUGGGAAGCAGGGAAGGGAAGUGUGAGGGACUCGCACAAAGAUUGCUGAGCUGUACCAAGAGCACCCUGGGAUAGCCCUCUGCCUAAAAUCUAGGAAUUCACAGUCAAGAGGGUUCAUCCCUUAGUGUGAGAAAUCAAAAUUUGCACUUAAAAAUACAUCAUCCUUAAUUUCAAAGAUGGGGAGAAUAAUAGUGAAUUCAUAAUUUGAAAAAAAGAGCUCUGCAUUUGUUUACUGCCUAGUGACAAUAUACUAUGCCACCUGGAGGCGGGGUGAGUGUGGGUCUGGCUCGCCACCCAGCUGUCAGGUAGAGUGCAUGCAGGUUUACAUGUACUGUUUCAUUGCAUCACUGCCAAAGCUUUUUCUUUUAUUCAGCUUUCUAUGGGUUUCUCUUCCUCAGUUACUUAUUGAGUUUGAGAAUAUAACUUCUCUCAUAAAUCUUCCUCAUUUUAUGCAUGAACAAUUCAGCUUUAAGAUCUGCCACAACAAUCUGCUUUUGACCCACUUUAGAGCAAUUUUUUGAAGUUCUGGUAUUGCCAAUAGUGGCCACUUGGCAUUUAGCUGAGGCUAUUACUGUUGCUUUUUAGGAUUAAGCAACAGUUUAGAACCUUCAUUUCAUGUGUAAUAUUCUUUUUUUUUUUUGCUAUCAUUUAAAAUUAUAACAUAUUUCUGAUAUACAAGAAAAGUUAAAAGCCCCAUUAAUCAGUAUCAGUUGAAAAUGAGGCCCAUUUAAAAUGGAAUAUCCUUUAGAACCUUGUCCAUAAAAAUGUAUUUGCUCUAUUCAAUGAAUGAAUUGCAUUUAAAUAGACUCAGAUUUCAAAGGAACUUAGAUCUCAUCUGUUUAGAAUACUCCUUUAUAGUUCUGGAAACAGAAGCGUCCAGAAGGUGAAUGAUUUCUUCAAGUCUAGUUCAGAAUGUCACAAGGGCCUAAAUCAGUAUCAGGAGUUUUUUUUUUCCAUUUUCAGUUUUGCUUUUAAUGUAAGUGCACAUUUGUCCUGUACAUGUUGACAUGUUGGCUGAUUUUAACAUGUAUGUGACAGUAAAAGACUUCCAUUACUGUAAAUUAAGUCAUUUUUUAGUAAAAUUACACCUACACAUUUUAAAUGAGCAAAUAGUCCUAUAAACCUUACUUUGAAACAGUAAGUCCCACGCUGUCCUCUGUAUCACCCCACCCCAGAGGCCACCAGGCUCAACUAUUUUAGCUGAUUAUUUUGUAUUUAUCUCCACAUCUCCAAAUCGCAUGUUCCUUACUAGUGUUUCAGUUUUAGGUAUUUUCUUUUGAAUUACCAUUAUGAAAGAGCUUUCUUUCAUCUCACUCUCUCCACACACUUCCAUCUUUCCAUCCUCCCCAUAUUCUUUCAUUUUGGUGGCAUCAAUAUUCAUUGUUUGGUAUUAUGACUAUGUAAAUGCUACUCACAGGUUUGUCAUGUUGUGUACUGUGAUUACUUUCCCUUUCCUUAUAAAAUUUAUUUUUCUGAAUUUAAAAUUUGACUUUUUUUGGAGGGGAGGGAGCUUGGUUUUCUAUAUUUUAUUGCUAACCUGUAGCCAAACUCUUCUCCCAGUUGUGUGACCAACUCUUCUCCCGGUUGUGUGACCUUCUUUCAGUAUGUUGAAGUACAUUGAGUGUCCUAAAAAGCUCUUCUUAUUGAAGAAAUCCCUCCUAGAGCCUCUGACCACCUCUAGCCUGGGCUAAUUGGUCACUAGACCUUCUGCACUGCUGGCUUCCCGGGAUCUUCCUCCACAGCUCUCCUGGAGGGAGUUGGGGGGCAUUCUUCAUCCUCUCCUUGAAUUGGAACACCUGUUUCCUGGAAUCCAGUCUUUUGCUCAGUUUGGUGGGCAUAUCUUUCAGAAGGUCUCUGAGAAAAAGGUACAUGGUGGUGGGAUGACUGUCAGACAAGACUAUUGUUGGGGAACAUUUUCGAUGCUAUGAGUAUCUGCAAAUGUCUUUAUUCUACCCUCAGUUUAAUUGAUAGUUUGUUGGGUGUAGAAUUCUAGAUUGGGAAUAACUUCCCCUCAGAAUUUUCAAGGCAUUGUUUCAUGAUCCUAGUUACACUACUAGAAUAAGUUUCAAGGUUUGGGUUGUCAAUCAGACUCACAGGAAUCAAUGAAGGGGGACUUCCCUGGUGGCGCAGUGGUUAAGAAUCCGCCUGCCAAUGCAGGGGACAGUUCGAGCCUUGGUCCGGGAAGAUCCCACAUGCCGCGGAGCAAUUAAGCCCGUGCGCCACAACUACUGAGCCUGUGCUCUAGGG
Molecule: messenger RNA, 7292 nt
Organism: Physeter macrocephalus (sperm whale)
Lineage: Eukaryota; Metazoa; Chordata; Mammalia; Artiodactyla; Physeteridae
Gene: CDADC1
Product: cytidine and dCMP deaminase domain containing 1
Exons: 10
Coding region: 182-1729 (515 amino acids)
Cellular component (GO): cytoplasm
Molecular function (GO): zinc ion binding; hydrolase activity
Source: RefSeq, a predicted model, not a curated record